This is a messenger RNA of Arabidopsis thaliana (thale cress), 2480 nucleotides long. Its product is annotated as basic helix-loop-helix (bHLH) DNA-binding superfamily protein. Gene Ontology annotation, cellular component: nucleus. The coding region runs from base 1182 to 2081 and encodes 299 amino acids. Lineage: Eukaryota; Viridiplantae; Streptophyta; Magnoliopsida; Brassicales; Brassicaceae. The transcript has 3 exons. Gene Ontology annotation, biological process: guard cell differentiation; regulation of DNA-templated transcription. Gene Ontology annotation, molecular function: DNA-binding transcription factor activity; protein dimerization activity. The record is from RefSeq and is marked reviewed.
UACCGUUUAUUCGAUAGCUCGUAAACACAAAAUCUGAUGCAAAAACAAAGAUAUUUACAGGCAAACACUGGUUAGUACCCUUAAAGCCAAGGCAUCGACAAUUACAUGUUUAGCAGAUAAGAAGCCUCAAUUCACGGGUUAACGAAAUAAGAGACUUCAAAAGAUUCAAUUUUUAUCUAUUGGGUUGUAACAAAAAUCAAGCUUUUCAUGAAAUGUAAGAACACAAAACCAAUGGAAACUCUCUUCUCUUCUACUUCUUCUUCUUCAUCAUCAUCUUCCGUGUGUUAACAGAAGUCCCCACAAUUGUCUGUCUUCGCUGCGAGACAAAACUGCCACAGCCAAUAAUGUUUCUCUGAGGGACCUUGCUUCUGUCAGAGACUCGCUCUCUCUCUCCUCUUCUUGCUCUGCUCAGCUCUCUCACCAACUCAUCUUCAGUCCUCAAACAAACAUCUGUUCUCAUCUUUGUUUUCUUUCCUUUCUUUCUCAUAUCUCAUUUUCAAUUUUCCCAAUUUCUCUUCAACAUCUUCAUAGCAAUUUAAGACCACUAUUCCAUUAUAAAGCUAACUGCUUUAGAAACUCCUCACAUUUAUUUCUUCCCCAUCAUUGUUUUAGAGAGGGAGAAAGAAAAAGAGCUCAGCUUUCUGAUGGAGAGGAGUAUUCAAGGACAAAACAAGCUCUGUGUAAUGUAUCUUAUCUCAAUUUGGAACGUUACUAGUUUUUAUCUUUCUUGUAAUCUUUUCUUUCAACUAUUGAUUCAAAGAUGUGGACUUGCAUUUACUCCUUCCAAAAGAGUCCACAAUGGUUGCAUUCAAUGCUAUAUGUGUUUGUUAUACCAAAAACACCAACAAAUCUGCUCUCAACUGUUUCCCUCUCUUUGAAACAUUCCAUUUUUCAUUCUAAUUUUGUUUCGCUAGACUGACCCACUAACCAAAACCCACACUAGUCUACCCAAAUUUAAUAUCUCUCUUCUCAAUCUCACUUUCUCUUCUUACUCACUUGGUAGGUAACUCCUUCCCCUGUUUUUUCUUUUGUUGCAGUGUUUGGACCAAAAAGUGAAUGUGAGAAGAAGCCUACAAGUUCAAGAAACUGUAGAGGAUCAUCAAAGCUUUGCCCUUGAAGAGGAAGAACAACAACUCUCAACUCCGAGCUUGCUGCAAGACACAACAAUACCAUUUCUACAAAUGCUGCAACAAAGUGAAGACCCUUCACCGUUUUUGUCAUUCAAAGACCCAAGCUUUCUAGCACUACUAUCUCUCCAGACACUUGAAAAGCCUUGGGAACUCGAAAACUACCUCCCACAUGAAGUUCCAGAGUUUCAUUCACCGAUCCAUUCUGAAACCAACCACUACUAUCAUAAUCCAUCUUUGGAAGGAGUCAAUGAAGCCAUCUCAAACCAAGAACUUCCAUUCAACCCACUAGAGAAUGCGCGUUCAAGACGCAAGCGGAAAAACAACAACUUGGCAUCAUUGAUGACAAGAGAAAAGCGAAAGAGAAGAAGAACUAAACCAACAAAGAACAUAGAAGAGAUAGAGAGUCAAAGAAUGACACACAUUGCGGUUGAACGAAACCGCAGACGCCAAAUGAACGUUCAUCUGAACUCACUCCGCUCCAUCAUUCCAUCUUCAUACAUCCAGAGGGGAGACCAAGCGUCAAUAGUAGGAGGAGCAAUAGACUUCGUAAAGAUCCUAGAGCAACAGUUGCAAUCCCUUGAAGCACAAAAGAGAAGUCAACAGAGUGAUGAUAACAAAGAGCAAAUUCCAGAAGAUAACAGUCUCAGGAACAUUUCGUCGAACAAGUUGCGUGCGAGUAAUAAAGAAGAACAAAGUAGCAAACUCAAAAUCGAAGCCACAGUGAUAGAGAGUCACGUCAACCUAAAAAUUCAAUGUACGAGGAAACAAGGACAACUUCUCAGAUCAAUCAUAUUGCUGGAGAAACUUCGAUUCACUGUUCUUCAUCUCAACAUCACAUCUCCGACCAAUACAUCUGUCUCUUAUUCCUUCAACCUCAAGAUGGAAGAUGAAUGUAAUUUGGGAUCAGCGGAUGAGAUAACGGCGGCGAUUCGUCAGAUUUUCGACAGCUGAUUGACUAAUCCAAGUAAAAAGUAAAAUAAAAAAAGAAACGUUUACUUUGGUAACUUCGUUUUCAUGAUUAAAUUCUUUAUUUGGUCGUAUGUGAUUGGAGUCUUCUCGGCAUGGAACUUGACUUUGGUUUUAGGGUACUAGUCUCUACAGAAGCUGUGGUCCUUCUUUGGAUAGAUUUAUAAUGAAAGUUUGACCCCUCUCUCUUUUUUUAUUGUCUUUUUGUUUUGCUUUUGCCUCUCUCUCGGGGUUUUGACUUUUGUAUCAUAAAACUAGAAUAUAAAAGUUUACAAAUUAUAUUUAUCUAUAAAAUAUUUUUAUUUUAUACUUUACGAUUGUUAUUAAGUAACGUCCUCUUAAAUUCGUCCCGCCAAUCUGUCCCGUAAAAAAAACUCACUGAUU